Messenger RNA from Closterium sp. NIES-67, 1392 nucleotides. The record is from the annotation of a GenBank genome assembly. NCBI's taxonomy places the organism in Eukaryota, Viridiplantae, Streptophyta, Zygnematophyceae, Desmidiales, Closteriaceae.
GGCUUUAUGAGCCCAGCCAAUUAGAGAAUGGAGCGAUGUGGUGAUGCCGACUUAGUCGGCCAUGGAACGACAAAUGUUGCAGAGAGGACCGAGCAGCAGCAGCGCUCCGUCUUGGCAGGCUGCGACUGCUGUACAGGGCGAAACUGGAGGAUAGCUGUGGAACAGCAUGACUUGAGGGCUUGGUGCUGAGGGUCUUUCUGGAGGACCCUCUCAAGACUACCGCAAGGUGAGAGGGCCCCAGGGGAAGCCGGCAAGCUCUCAGCAUCAUGCUGAGUACUUCCCGCGCGACGCGACUCGAUGCAGGAUUCUUUCUUGCAAGAGAGCCUUUGGAGGGUUAGCGCAGCCACAGCUUAUGAGUAUAAGACUGCUUUAUAUGUUCCCAAGAAUCAAGUUUCAAGGAUCGCAGAGUCGGGUUUGUCUUGGGAAAUCAUCUUCGUGUCUCGUAGAAAAGAAAAGAAAACCAUCCGAAGCGAAAAACUUUCAGUGUAUGCAAGGAUGGAUCGCUAUUCUCAUAUUUCUCGAGUCCCUUUCCUCUCUCUCAGGCUGCUGCUACUGCUGCUGUCGCUCGCCGCGUGGCACCAGGCUGCAGCUGCAGCUCCCACGAACGAGCAGAUGCAGGUGGAGGUCUCUAAUCUCCAGCUCGCUGCUGCAGCCAGGCCACGCUACUCCGUCAUCGCUAGGUUCCUGGAAAGGGCGAUUGAGAAUCCCGAUUCCAACUACACCCUACUCCAGAACACGACCAUAUUACUUCCUUCCAAUCAGGCGUUGAUCGACACGCUGCUGCGAGCUUGGGAUAAUGGCACAGAGUGGUUGCGCACAGUGUCUUACAACAUCAUCAAUGGCCUGUACACGCUUAGGGGACUGCGACAACUGCCUCGAAAUGCGCAGAUUCCAACAUUGUUGGAAGGUGCAAACCUCACCAAAUUCAACCCCAGCUUCAGUGUGGCACUUGGCCAGCCAGGAACGAAGCUGUAUACUUGGGCAGUGGUGAAGAUUCCCAAUCUGUACAAUGGGGUGUUUCUCAAAGCACAUGGCGUGGACAGGUGGGUUGUGCCACCGGUGGCAUAGCUCUUGCUUUGCAAGUGGGGCCAUCUUUUGAAGCUGGGUUGGGAUGGGACAGCUUGAGAGAAGGCCUUUUGCUAUGUGUAUGGGCACAUGUUUUUUGGUUACAGCAUGGAUGCUGCUGAUGUAGUGUAGUGCCCUGUAGUGUAACAGCUAGGGGAAUGAGGCGGACCUGAAGUGUUUUCUCGUGAAUUUGAGUUUUUGUUGUGUUCUCUGCAUUAUACCGUCCGUACCGUAGUAUAAUCUGGUUGUGCAAUGGGCUGAGUUAUUCCGAAUAGCUCAUACGGUAGCUUUCUAGGGCCUCAGAUUGCAGGCUUUUUACCCUGAUUC